AUGUCGAAGUCGUUCAAGAAGUACGCAUGUAUAGGCCUCUGCGUGUCCAUCUGCAUCUUGGGGCUGGCCCUCUUCGGCUUCUACAUCGGAGCCGGAAGGUAUCUGGCAGUGCCCUUUUUCCAGGUGCUGGAUUUCCAGCUCGCGGGCCUGGACGAGAGCCUGGCUUCGUCGAAGGUGAACACCGAGAGCACGUUCACGAUGGAGACUCGCAAUCAAGGCAAGAAGAUGCACCUCUACUACGACGACUUCUAUUUCUCGGUGCACUGGAAGCAAGUGAACAUGGGCCAUGGCAAGGCUGCAGGAUUCGAUCAGGGAACCAAGAAUUCCACGUAUAUCCAUGGGAGCUUCAGGUCGAGCCCCGCCAACAUCGAGCUCGGUGCGAGCGAGGGAGCAGAAUUGGCAGACGCUCGAAACAGUGGGCUGCUCACGCUUUCCAUCGAUGUGGACGUAAGAACCCAAUGGAAGGACAUAUCUGGCCUGAAGAGCGACAAGUUUGAUGCACGCAUAGAGUGCAAAGUGAGCAUCAGUCCCCAAAUUGCCUCCGGGUCCCAGCUUGUGUACCAGAAAUGCGAAGUCCUGGAUUUCAAAUGCCUCGCGGGCUGUUGA
Marchantia polymorpha subsp. ruderalis is the source of this 606-nucleotide messenger RNA. Lineage: Eukaryota; Viridiplantae; Streptophyta; Marchantiopsida; Marchantiales; Marchantiaceae. The record is from the annotation of a GenBank genome assembly.